GGAUGGAGUACCUGCGGAGGCGGCUGUCCGAUGGGAAUUUCCUGGCGGGGGGGGGAGGGGGACCCCCCCGGGGCGGGGCCGGGGGUGGGGGGGGGGUCCUGGGGGGGGAGGGGUGGGGGAGACCCCCACGGACCCCCCCCCAGCCCCCGCUCCUGCUUGUCAUCGCCCCCCCCGGCACCGACUGGGUGAAGCUCUUCAAGGGUAAAUCGGUUCACGGGGACGUGGAGCUGCGAGUGGAGCAGGCUCAGUUUUCGGAGCUCUCCUUGGUGGCCUCCACCCAUGGCACCCUCAGCGUCACCAUCGACACCCCCCGAGGGGGGGCCAGGCGGGUGCGCCCCGACUUCGUGCUGGUGCGGGAACCCCCCCCCGAGGGGGGGGUGGAGGGGGGCCGGGCGGCGGCUGCUGGUGGGGCUGCACCUGGGGGGGGUCCCCAGUACAGACCCCCUCCCCGCCCUGUACGCCUUCGCUCAUCCCCCCCUGCUUGGUAA
Harpia harpyja (harpy eagle) is the source of this 488-nucleotide messenger RNA. It is a transcript of the gene SYN1, whose product is annotated as synapsin I. The coding region runs from base 3 to 488 and encodes 161 amino acids. The transcript has 5 exons. NCBI's taxonomy places the organism in Eukaryota, Metazoa, Chordata, Aves, Accipitriformes, Accipitridae. The record is from RefSeq and is a predicted model, not a curated record. Gene Ontology annotation, cellular component: synaptic vesicle membrane. Gene Ontology annotation, biological process: neurotransmitter secretion.